UCUUUAAUAUAAUAUAUUUCAUCAAUUUUCAUUCGGACUGUUAGAAAAUAUGGAUAUUCCCUAUUCACGUGCUGGGUUAUAAAUGAUUUCGAUGUGAAUUAGCCAAGUAGCGCGACCAGCCCAUUGGUUAGUUAGCAGAAACCACCCCCCUCCCGCACUGCUGGCGGCAGUCACUGUGGCAUCGAUUUUUAUUUGAAGCGAAUGCAGCGGAAUUUGACGAGACUUUUCCACUCGAAACCCAAGUGAAUCCAGUCGCAGCGGAGUCAGAAGACGGGCCGGACGGAGAUGAAAGAGACCGGACACAUCACACUCACGCUCUCCUCGGGGGCGGUAGCCAGCACUGAUGAGCGGUCACGGAAGAGUCUGCGGCGGGCUUGGAAUCAGCUGCCGCGUUGUCAACGCAAUCUCAUUAUACUCGGCGUAACGGCCUUCUGCGUGACGGUCUUGCUCUGUUUAACCGGCGAUCAACUGAUUGCGGCGAGCAUCAAGGAUGUCGAGGAGAAGGCUAUCGCCUCCCCCUACCACCUGCGACGCGAGCUCCCACAGCAAAACCCCCACCACCAUCCCGACAAGGAUAAGGAUCUGACCGCUGCCGCUGCUGCCACACCGCUAGCCGCAUUAGAUAGGCGCCUGCCCAAUCCAGAGCCCGCUGAUGAUAAGGUUGACGGAAAUUUGGCCUAUGAAGAUACGAACUCAGCUGAAAAUGUGGUUCGAGUGCCAGAUACCGCAGGAGUCGCACUGCCUGCGCUGCUGGACAAGAGGACGGACAACGAGGGCAGCAUCGACAUACUGAACAAUGUUGAGGAGCCCAUCGAGCGUCUGCCCAUUGAGCAGUUGGACGAACGCGAACAGCUUAACGAAGCCAUACGGAGUCCCUUGCACUUGGGCGGCAUCAGCAUUAAGCGGCACCUGAAGAAGAUUCAGCCGAUGUUGGCCAAGGGGCAGCACUUCCAUGGCGCCACAAACGAGCGACAAUCGGCGGUGGUGGCUGCCUUCAAGCACUCCUGGGCCGGCUACCAGAAGUACGCCUGGGGUCACGACAACCUAAAGCCCGUCUCGCAGUUCUCCCACGAAUGGUUCGGCCUGGGCCUGACCAUUGUCGAUGCUCUGGACACCAUGUACAUAAUGGGGCUCGAUGAGGAGUUCAAGGAGGCACGUGAUUGGGUGGAUCUUUCCCUGCGCUUUGCCACUAAGCGCGAUGUGAAUCUCUUUGAAGUGACAAUACGUGUCCUGGGCGGCCUGCUGUCUGCUUACCAUUUGAGUGGCGAUACAAUGUUCCUCACCAAGUCGGCGGAAUUGGGCAAUCGCCUGUUGCCGGCCUUCCUCUCGCCCUCGGGCAUUCCGUAUUCGGAUGUGAAUCUCGGCGAUCUGUCCGCCCACUCGCCGAAAUGGUCACCGGACAGCUCCACCAGCGAGGUAACCACAAUCCAAUUGGAGUUCCGUGACUUGAGUAGGUCCACUAAUAUUUCCAUUUAUGAAAACGUCGUAAAUAAGGUAAAUGAGAAGGUCCACGAGCUGGACAAGACCGAUGGACUGGUGCCCAUAUUCAUCAAUGCCAACACAGGCACCUUCCGCAACUAUGCCACCAUUUCGCUGGGUGCCCGUGGCGACUCCUACUACGAGUAUCUGCUUAAGCAGUGGAUUCAGACGGGCCGAAAUGAUAACGACAAUCUCAUUCUGGAUUAUAUGCAGGCCAUUGAUGGAGUGCUGACCAAGCUGAUGCGCCGCACUCCGCGUGAGCACUGGGUUUACAUUGGCGAGCUGAUCAAUGGUAAGGACUUUAAGCCCAAAAUGGACCAUCUGACGUGCUAUCUGCCGGGCACCUUGAUACUGGGGCACCAGAACGGCAUGCCCGACUCUCACCUGAUACUCGCCAGAGAUUUGCUGGACACCUGCUAUCAGACGUAUAUGCAGCACCCCACCCAUUUGGCGGCCGAGAUCUCGUACUUUGCACUGACGGACAAGGAGGAGAACGACAUUUAUGUGAAGCCAAACGAUGCGCACAAUCUGCUGAGGCCCGAGUUUAUCGAGAGUCUGUACUAUUUCUAUGCGAUCACCGGCAAUCGCACAUAUCAGGACAUGGGCUGGACCAUCUUCCAGGCGUUCGAGACGCACGCCAAAGUGAAUGCGGGCUACACGUCGCUGGGGAAUGUUAGGAAUACGCAGAAUACGCGCAUGCGCGAUUUGAUGGAGAGCUUCUGGCUGAGCGAGACAUUGAAGUACUUCUAUCUGCUGUUCAGCGACAACCGCAAGGAGAUUGAUCUGGACCAAUGGGUCUUCAACUCGGAGGGUCAUCCACUGCCAGUCUAUCCGCCUAAGACAUAAGUAUCAUCUAAGCACAAAACUACUAGAAGUUUGCUAAUCAGAAGCAACUGUGCAGCAUGUGAGCCGAUGGCAGCUUUAAGGCUGCAACAAUCGUAUCGUUUUUACUCGUACUUUAGCGCAAAUGCCAAAUACUAUGCUAAGCUAUGCAAUGCAAUGGGUGGACAGCCAGCCGCCUGACUAGCCUGGCCUGGCUGAAGGGUGUAUGUAGAAAAAAUCGAAUACAAGUUUAUACUAACACCAAUAUCAGAGCAGUGAGCGAGCAGUCGGCAAUCUACAGUCGAUUCUGUAUCAUAUUAUUUGUACUGAUACCUGUUAUUUCGUAAUAAUUUAUUUCUCUCGUAUAAGCACCUACCACCCGACUACUCUAAUUAGAUAUGACUCCCUACCCGGGCAGUCCUCUCAUUAGUUGUAGCACCACCAAUCAAUCGAAUCAAUCUGCAGGUUUUACUUUUGUAAUAUCCCUCCCCCUGUAGUCGAAUAUGUAUCUAUAUAGUAGUAGUACGUUUAUGUUUGCGGAUAUUUUAGCAACUGUGUGUGCGGCACAAAGUCGAUAUUUGUGUUGAAAAUAUGAAGAAAGAAGCAGGCAUGUAAUGUAAGGAUUUUGAAUCUCAUAGAAACUCGAAUCCAAAUCCCCAAACUAGGAGCAACGCAAAGCCAAUAUACCAUAACUAAUAAUAAAAUGCAAAUAGUUUUAAAAUUGUAUGGAAUUUUCUUUAUUUUCCUAAGAACGUUGUCACCCAGUACAAACGUGCAUGAAAUGCAUGAACUUUGAUUGCAUUUCCCUUUCACUUUUCUUUCAUUCUUUUUAUUUAGCUUGUGUUUUUCUCUGAUUUCUCUGUUACUUGUUGCGUUUCGUUUCGUUUUCAGUGAGAUUUUAUGUGUUGUAUUUUGUUUCCACUUUCGUUAUACCCGAUACUCAAAGAGUAUUGGGAUAUAUUAGUUUAGUUUUUUAUGUACUUAAUGUUUAUGACGACUAUGAAUGGAUGGGCUUAAUAAACUAUGAAAUAUUAAACUGUUUUUAUUA
This is a messenger RNA of Drosophila obscura, 3349 nucleotides long. RefSeq names its product endoplasmic reticulum mannosyl-oligosaccharide 1,2-alpha-mannosidase (gene alpha-Man-Ib). The record is from RefSeq and is a predicted model, not a curated record. Gene Ontology annotation, biological process: carbohydrate metabolic process; N-glycan processing. Lineage: Eukaryota; Metazoa; Arthropoda; Insecta; Diptera; Drosophilidae. Gene Ontology annotation, molecular function: mannosyl-oligosaccharide 1,2-alpha-mannosidase activity; calcium ion binding. Gene Ontology annotation, cellular component: endoplasmic reticulum; membrane. The transcript is spliced from 6 exons. Bases 286 to 2325 code for a protein of 679 amino acids.